Molecule: messenger RNA, 1633 nt
Organism: Helicoverpa zea (corn earworm)
Lineage: Eukaryota; Metazoa; Arthropoda; Insecta; Lepidoptera; Noctuidae
Product: lipase 1-like
Exons: 1
Coding region: 181-1350 (389 amino acids)
Molecular function (GO): hydrolase activity, acting on ester bonds
Source: RefSeq, a predicted model, not a curated record
GGUGUGUCGCUUUUUUUGCUCGAACUUGGCGGACACACUGCCGUGUGUCUAGAUAUGUAAGAAAAAAGUAUCUGAGAACCUAUUUAAGUCAAGGAAAUCACAAGCUGGCCUUUAUUUAAUACGGACUAAACAGACGUGACGCUCGCUCGUUAAUUUACGUUAAAACUAGUUAAUUUAAGAAUGCAUCGGAUAUUUUUGGGACUCUUUUUUAUCGCGCAAGUUCUAAGCCAAACGAGAAAUUUAGAAUGGCCUGAAGACGCCAUAUUGACUUUCGGCGGGCUAGCCAUGAAGUAUGUGCAAAGAGUCGAGGAAUUUGAAGUGUUAACACCAGAUGGCUACUACCUCAAACUGUUCCACAUACCAGGAGACAGGAGAAAACCCGUGCUGCUCAUACACGGUGCCUUAGAUUCCUCAGACAGCUUCAUAAUGAGAGGGAAUACAUCGCUCGCAGUCGCUCUAGCCAGGGACAACUACGAUGUUUGGGCCAUGAACUACAAAGGCAACAGAUAUGCCAGAACACAUGUCACGUUGGACGCCGACGCAGACAAAGAGUUCUGGAACUUCAGUCUCCACGAAAUAGGGACAAUUGACAUCCCAACCACCAUAGACUUCGUAUUGAACAGAACAGGGCAAAGAAAGUUAAGCGUCAUCGCAUUUUCAGAAGGGACAACCGCUUCUUACGUUAUGGGAGCGACUCGACCGGAGUACAACGAUAAAAUAAAGCUUCAUAUAUUUUUGGCACCAGUAUGUUUUCUACAAAACACUAAGCCUCUUAUGUCUUAUAUUAUACAGUUGGCGCCUAUUUUGAACAUUGCACUAGAGGCGAUCACUGGUAAUGAAAUCGGUGGUUACAAUUCAACGUCCAAAGCUUUGAUUAACCAAUUCUGUAUGAAAGAAGAUCGCUAUAAGGUAUGUUUAGACGCCUUGUUUUCAGUCACGGGCGCAAACGCCAAGGAGAUUGAAAUGGAGUUCUUUCCUGUGUUACUGGGACACUUUCCCGCUGGCAGUUCAAGGAAGAAUCUGUACCAUCUAGCGCAGAUAGGCGAGUCGAAGAAGUUUCAAAACUACGAUUACGGAUUGGCGCAAAAUAUGAGGAAGUAUAAGAGACCAACUCCGCCGGAGUACGACUUGAGUCAAGUGACAAUGAGUAUCGCGUUGAUAGUGGCGAAUAAUGAUAAAAUAUCGACCAUCAAAGACACUGAACUGUUGAGACAGCGGUUACCGAAUGUCGUGGACUACAUCAAGAUGCAAGAUAAUGCAUUCAACCACAUAGAUUACGUUUGGGGUAGGAGUACACACAAAAUGAUGUUCCCACAUAUAUUUCGGCUUUUGAAUAAGUAUAAUUACUGAAGAAAACAAAGACUAGAAAGUUAUUUAGAUAGUAAAACGGGUAAUAAUGAUGAUGUGGUGUGUGUUAAUUGUGUGUAUAGUGUAAUUAAAAUUAUUUAUAGGAUAAUUCUUGUGAAAGAGUGCAAGUAAGACAUAAAACACAGGUAUGUGUUUAAUGAUUUAUGUGAAUACCAAAAAUAUUACGAAAACAAAACACUUUAUUUUGCUGGAAAGGGCAGUCAAAAAAAUAAAAUUUGAAUUGUUUUCGAAGGUCAAUAUUACGCGAGAAAAGUACAAUUAGUGA